AUGGAGAAGAAAGAAUCGGAAGCGUGCUCAUGAGAAGAAGCUGCUUUGGAAUUUGACCAAAGAUUGUGCAAUAUCUGGAAGCGCAUGGAAGAUCUCGACUCUGAAGAUGAAUUUGAUGAAGCAUUAAAUGAGUUGGAUAUUUUAGAAGACGAAAUGGAAAGUGGGAGAUGGAAUUGGAUGAGGCAGAAAUUGAAGAAGAGGAAGAAGAUUCAGAAGAUGCAGAAAAUGGAGGGACAUACCCUCACGAAAUAG
This is a messenger RNA of Blepharisma stoltei, 252 nucleotides long. Lineage: Eukaryota; Ciliophora; Heterotrichea; Heterotrichida; Blepharismidae. The record is from the annotation of a GenBank genome assembly.